Nerophis ophidion (straightnose pipefish) is the source of this 555-nucleotide messenger RNA. It is a transcript of the gene micos10, whose product is annotated as mitochondrial contact site and cristae organizing system subunit 10. The transcript has 4 exons. Bases 93 to 314 code for a protein of 73 amino acids. Gene Ontology annotation, cellular component: MICOS complex; mitochondrial inner membrane; mitochondrion. The record is from RefSeq and is a predicted model, not a curated record. Lineage: Eukaryota; Metazoa; Chordata; Actinopteri; Syngnathiformes; Syngnathidae.
GCCUAUGUUUCCUGUUUCCCACCGUCAGUAAAAGCAGCACGAGAGUCCCAUAGUAGACACUUCUGUCGUACGUCAAGCUAAAAAGGCUCAGCAUGUCUGAGAAUGAAUUGGGACAAAAGUGGGACCGAUGCCUUGCGGAUGGUGUCAUUAAGCUCGGCACGGGGCUGAGCCUAGGAAUGGUGUUUUCUGUCAUCUUCUUUAAACGGCGCACGUGGCCCAUCACGCUGGGCUCAGGACUGGGUGUGGGCAUGGCGUAUGCCAACUGUCAGAAGGAGCUCAGAUCACAUUACCUGCUGCACAGAAAGGAACAAUAACUUCAAGACACGGACCUUCCUCUUUUUAUUUUGGGAGCAUCUUGGCUUGUGUGGGAGUCAACAUUUGCACUUGGACCUUCUCCUAAUAUGACUCUGUAUGACCUGUAACUGUAUGUACGUAUGUAUUUAUGUACAUAUGUACAUAUUUAUUUAUGUACGUACGUUUGUAUUUAUGUACGUACAUAUGUAUUUAUGUAUGUAGGCCAUCAGGACACUUUGUGUAAUAAAAUCUUUAUCAAAA